Molecule: messenger RNA, 1527 nt
Organism: Acanthisitta chloris (rifleman)
Lineage: Eukaryota; Metazoa; Chordata; Aves; Passeriformes; Acanthisittidae
Gene: FKBP4
Product: FK506 binding protein 4, 59kDa
Exons: 9
Coding region: 34-1263 (409 amino acids)
Molecular function (GO): peptidyl-prolyl cis-trans isomerase activity; protein binding
Source: RefSeq, a predicted model, not a curated record
GUCAAGAGAGAAGGCAGUGGGACAGAGUCUCCAAUGAUAGGCGAUAAAGUGACUGUCCAUUACACAGGAUGGCUUCUUGACGGCACAAAAUUUGACUCCAGUCUGGACAGGAGAGACAAAUUUUCGUUUGACUUGGGGAAAGGUGAGGUGAUCAAAGCAUGGGACAUUGCUGUGGCGACUAUGAAGAUUGGUGAAAUCUGUCGGAUUACAUGUAAACCAGAAUAUGCCUAUGGCUCAGCUGGGAGCCCCCCAAAGAUUCCUCCCAACGCUACACUGAUUUUUGAGAUAGAACUGUUUGAGUUCAAGGGGGAGGAUCUCACGGAUGAGGAAGAUGGUGGCAUCAUUCGAAGAAUCCGUAAAAAAGGGGAGGGCUACUCCAAGCCCAAUGAGGAUGCACUUGUAGAGAUCCAGUUUGAAGGCCGAUAUGGAGAUCGUGUUUUUGACAAGCGGGAAUUACGGUUUGAGAUUGGAGAAGGUGAAAACUAUGAUCUUCCUCAUGGUCUGGAGAAAGCAAUUCAAAAAAUGGAGAAGUCAGAGGAAUCCGUGUUCUAUCUCAAGCCCAGCUAUGGUUUUGGAAGUGCUGGGAACGAGAAAUUUCAGAUCCCUCCAGAUGCAGAGCUGCAGUAUGAAGUCAAGCUCAAAAGCUUUGAAAAGGCUAAGGAGUCUUGGGAAAUGAACACGGAUGAGAAGUUAGAACAAAGCUGCAUUGUGAAGGAGAGAGGCACUCAGUACUUCAAGGAGGGGAAAUACAAACGGGCAGCAUUACAAUAUAAGAAGAUUGUGUCAUGGCUGGAGCAUGAAUCAGGACUCUCUGAUGAGGAGGAAUCAAAAGCCAAAAGCUUGAGGCUUGCUGCCCACCUUAAUCUAGCUAUGUGCCAUCUCAAGCUAAAGGAAUACUCCCAGGCUUUGGAGAACUGCAACAAGGCACUCGAAUUGGAUAGCAACAAUGAAAAAGGCCUCUUCCGGCGUGGAGAAGCGCACUUGGCUGUCAAUGACUUUGAAUUGGCACGAGGAGAUUUCCAGAAAGUGAUACAACUUUAUCCAAGUAACAAGGCUGCCAAAGUGCAACUGGUGACUUGUCAGCAAAAAAUACGGGAGCAGCAUGAGAAGGAGAAAAAGAUGUAUGCCAACAUGUUCCAAAGGCUUGCAGACAAAGACUUAAAGUCAGCUGCUACUCUUCAGACCAGCCACACCAGAGAUGCAGAGAUGAAAGAUGAGCAGAAUGGAGUUGAAGAUAAAUCAGAAGUUGAAGCAGAAGCAUAAAAACAACCCCCGUUCCAUUAGUUUUGUAAAUGAAAGAAUUUCCAGUGAAUUAGACCUUUAUUUUUCUACCUGGUUGGAUAGUGGCUUCAAGGGAGCAGAGGCUGAAGCCACCAUGCCACAGUCAGUUACAGCUUUAUGUGGCUGUUCAAGAAGCUGAGUGGCAGCAUAAAUCUGGUUUAAUCCUAGUGACUUUAUUUAUUCAUUCAGCCUCUGUUACUAUUUGGGUUCUGCCUGGAUUUGCUUUGCUUGGUUUAUUUGCAUUUU